Messenger RNA from Anopheles marshallii, 1809 nucleotides. It is a transcript of the gene Syn, whose product is annotated as synapsin. Gene Ontology annotation, molecular function: ATP binding. Gene Ontology annotation, biological process: neurotransmitter secretion. Gene Ontology annotation, cellular component: synaptic vesicle membrane; synaptic vesicle. The record is from RefSeq and is a predicted model, not a curated record. Bases 151 to 1809 code for a protein of 552 amino acids. The transcript is spliced from 9 exons. Lineage: Eukaryota; Metazoa; Arthropoda; Insecta; Diptera; Culicidae.
UUCGCAAGUUUCAAGAGUAGCUUUACCAGCAAUGUUAAUUUCCUGAAGCGCCGAUUCAGCUCGGGAGACCUGUCUUCCGAGUGCGAGGAUGUCGAUCCGAAAGACCUGCCACCCGCAGCUCGUCCACAGCCACCGCUCUCGCAGCAACCGAUGCCCGGCGGUCCGCCGAACAUUCCGCCACCGCCGGCCCCCGGUACGGCCGGAUCCGUCUCGCCGGGCGGUCCCGUCCCGCCCGGUUCCGCCCCGCCGACCGGUGGCCCGGAGCUAUCGCUAAGCUUCGGCAAGGGGCCUGCCCAGCGCGGCACGAGCGCCCCCUCCAGCCCGGCCAAAUCUCGCGAAAGCUUGCUGCAGCGCGUCCAAAGCCUAACCGGUGCGGCCCGUGAUCAGGGUGCCUCCAUUAUCGGAGCGGCCGUUUCGACCGCCAGUCGCGUCCAGCCGUUCAAUCGGGACAAAUGCUUCACGCUGCUGGUGGUCGACGAUCAGAACACGGACUGGUCGAAGUACUUCCGCGGCAAGCGGCUGCACAGCGACUACGACAUACGCGUGGAGCAGGCCGAGUUCCGUGAGAUCAUGCUGACGGCCAGUGCGGACUCGGGACCGAUGGUUGGCUGCAAUCGGGGCGGUUCCAAGCAGACGAAGCCGUUCCGCCCGGACUUUAUUCUGGUGCGUCAGCCACCGCGCGACGGCUCGAAGGACUACCGUUCGACGCUGCUCGGGCUGAAGUAUGGCGGCGUGCCGAGCAUCAAUUCCCUGCACUCGCUGUACCAGUUCCAGGACAAACCGUGGGUAUUCGCUCACCUGCUGCAACUUCAGCGUCGUCUCGGUCGCGAUGCGUUCCCGCUGGUCGAGCAGACGUUCUUCCCGAACCCGAAGGACAUGUUCACCUGGACACGGUUCCCGUGCGUUCUGAAGGCAGGCCACUGUCACGGUGGCAAAGCUACCGCCAAGCUCGACAACCCCGGGGCGCUCCAGGAUGCAGCCGGUCUACUGUGCGGUACGGGACUUUCGGACAACGGCUCCUACUGCAGCCUGGAGCCGUACAUCGACGCCAAGUUUGACGUUCACAUCCAGAAGAUCGGUGCCAGCUACAAGGCGUUCAUGAGAAAAUCCAUUUCCGGCAACUGGAAGACGAACCAGGGCUCGGCCAUGCUCGAGCAAAUCCCAAUGACGGAGAAGUACAAAACCUGGGUCGAUGAGGUGUCCGAGCUGUUCGGUGGUAUGGAGGUGUGCGGUGUGGCAGUGAUCGUCUCGAAGGAGGGCAAAGAGUUUAUCAUCAGUGCGGCCGACUCGACGUUCCCGCUGAUGGGCGACACCCAGGAAGAGGACCGUCGUCAGAUUGCGGAUCUUGUCGUCGGACGCAUGCAGAAUGUCUGCCGUCCCUCGAUGAUGACAAAGGCCGUGUCGCGCAGUUCGAUCUCUUCGCGCGGCACUAGCCCCACGGAUGAUGCACCGCCGGUGCCGAUUGGUACGCGCCCGGUACCGGUUGGUGGUGGUCCACCACCGAUCCCGGAACGCACCACACCGGGCGUUGGUUCGAUCGGUCGCCACGGUAGCUUCAGCAGCCAGUCGGGUGAACUGCCGGAGCAACCGUCCGAACGGGCACCCACUCUGAACUCUGUGGGACGACGUGAUUCGCAAGCAUCACAAUCGAGCAGCGUGUCGGGCAUAUCGUCCGCUUCGGCCGCCCGGUCGGGUGCAGGAAAAGCUCCACCAGCCAACGCCGCCGGUGGUCCGUCGGUGGUCGAGGAUGCGGAGGAUACGAUGAAAAAUCUCCGCAAAACAUUCGCCGGCAUCUUCGGUGAUAUGUAG